GGGAAGUAUGAGAAAGUUUUAGUUGAUUAAAAUGAGUUUCUGUGUGUAGUAAAAAUGGAAAACUGCCAUAAGGAAAACGCAUGGCGAAAUUAUUACAGCAGCUGUUUGGUAUAAGUUUGACAAGUUUCUUAGUUCAUUAAAAUUCGAUUGAUUCUCUGUAUAGUAGAGUUAUUCUAAAGUGCAAUAUGAUACCAAAGUCCAAAGCGCUUGUUUGACUCGCUUGUGUACAGAAGCGAUGCGGCUUCAGAAAGCCUUUGCUACGUUUAACCAAACUUUUGGGUUAGUUUGCGCAGCGCAUUUCAGCAACCUUGCAGUAUUGCUGUAGCUAAAUUCCGCUAACUCAAACGUGGGUGUGUGCGCGAUCAGAUAGCGAAGUCGCUGAAGUGGAAAGAGGCGUGUUUUGAUGCCGGUACAAAAGUUAGGGUAUUGAAUUUAAGGGAAUAGAUAGUAGGCUAUUGUUAUAUGUAUAAUACCCAAGUCAUGUCAUCUGUGACCUUUUACAAAUUGACCAGGGGUAAGAGGGUAGGGCUAUUGAAAAGAACUGUACAGCUACCUCAGGAUAAUUGUCAGGAUAUACAGAAUUCGAAACCUCGGAAGCGUCAAGUGCAAUAUUGCGCCAAAACUAAACCGUUGAAGAAAUUGCAUACAAGGACGUAAAAAUGGACCACAAGACACCAGAAGCGGUUGAAUUAAUGGGAAACACAAAUGGGAGUUAUGACAAUGAGAAGGAGGAAAAACAUGCACCUCCAGUUUCCGGACUCACAGUGAUCACCGCUGUCCUCUUUAUCACAGGAGAAAUGACUGGAAGCGGAGUACUCGCUCUUCCAAAAGCAGUAAAGGAUGCAGGCUGGGUUGGGAUUUUCCUUAUAUUUAUGUGCGCUGGAAUAUCCUCGUUCACUGGGACCGUGUUAGGACGGUGUUGGACUUUACUAAGAGAGAAUAAACCGGAAUUAAGAGGGCACUGUGCGGAUCCAUAUCCUACUAUAGGAUUCAACACGUUUGGAAAACCCGGAAAAAUUAUCGUCAAUAUAUCGGUGUACUUCACUCUGUAUGGUGUAUGUGUUGUACUGCUACUGAUAGCGUCAGGAAACGUUCAGAGCUUAUUAUCACAGGUGAACGUCGACAUGUCACUCUGCUACUGGGUAAUGAUCAUUGGAGGUGCUCUUGCUCCAUUUUGUUGGCUCAAAAGCCCGAAAGACUUCUGGCCUAUAGCAUUGGGGGCUACUGUGACCACAGUUAUAGCUUGUAUAUUAAUCUUCAUACAAGCGAUGAUGGAUGUAGAGAAGGCGCAUAACGCUACAGUUGCACACAUUGAACAGGGAGAAGUUUUUGAACGUGGAUUCGAAACCUUUUUCUUGGCCUUUGGAAUGAUUCUGUUUUGUUUUGGAGGGAUGGCUGCUUUUCCAACUAUUCAAGCGGACAUGCGAGAACCAUCGCGAUUCCCGAAAGCAGUUAUAGUUGCAAUGGCAUCUAUCCUAUGCAUGUACAUUCCCGUGGGUGCUGCUGGAUUUGCUGUGUACGGAGACCUGGUAGCGGACAAUAUAUUUGACUCUCUAACCCAAGGCCCCAUGAAGUCGGUUGCUACCGUGCUAAUCACCAUGCAUCUUGUUUUUGCUUACGUCAUCAUUCAGAACCCGCUAAGUCAGGUUUUCGAAAUGCCCCUGAAUUUGCCUGACGAGUUCGGCUUAAAACGAGUGCUUGUCCGAACGUCAAUCACUGUCGUCGUCAUUUUCACUGCGGAAAGUUGUCCAAGGUUUGGCCACAUACUGGCGCUAGUGGGCGGGAGCGCCGUGACACUCAACACGUUCGUUUUCCCUUCGAUUUUCUUCUGGAAAAUUACUCGAAUGCAUGGAAAGGAAUGGGAGGGAGCGACGAUGCCGAAAUGGGAAAUCCCCCUACACGUCAUCAUCAUCACAAUAGGCGUGAUCGGCGGAGUGUCUGCAACUUAUUCUGCAAUUAGAGGCAUUACAGACCCUACAGCGUUCGUGCCGCCAUGCUAUGUGAACAUAACCGCUGCAUCAGCAAUGGGCGGCGGCGGCGGCAGUCACUAACUUUUAAAGCAAAAAAAAUAACAAAAAAGAGGUGAAAACUUUGAGGUCAUUCGUUCCGGUGUCCGCGGUUCCUGAUCAAAAUAAUUCCAACCCGAACGCUACCUUUUUAAUUCUGCUUAUAAUUGUGUUCCCGUGUUCGUACUCUCAAUUCUACCAGUGAUCCACUGUAUUCGGUUGUCGGUGUCUUCUAUUUAAAUUAGGCGCCGUUGUUUCCCACAGCCCUUGAGUGCUGUACUGCUGUCGAAAGCUAAAUAAAAUGCAAUCGGUCUUUUAGUAUAAAAGAAG
Ciona intestinalis (vase tunicate) is the source of this 2336-nucleotide messenger RNA. The record is from RefSeq and is a predicted model, not a curated record. NCBI's taxonomy places the organism in Eukaryota, Metazoa, Chordata, Ascidiacea, Phlebobranchia, Cionidae.